AUGUCUUCAGAAGAACCUAUACAAGAAAAGCAGACCCGGCAGUUGAGCUCAAUUCAAAGAUCCCGGAAAUGGCUGGGUCGGCAUUGGAUUCUGCGAUCGGCGUUAAGCGCUCUUGUGGCGUUAUCCACAAGCUUAUACUUGCGGCCCGACAUCAUUGAUAUCGAUUUUGAUAUUGACAUGGCAUUGGAUUACUUCCGACCUCUUGAUCGAGAUUCGUAUUGGGAGGGUGCUCGGGAAGAGGUGAAAGAUGCAUUCGUGGAGAGUUGGGACGCGUAUUCUGAAUAUGCCUGGGGACAAGAUCGCUUCCACCCUAUAUCCAAAACAGGCUCACAAAUGAGUCCUAGUGGACUAGGCUGGAUCAUCGUUGACAGCUUAGACACAUUAAUGAUCAUGAACCUAACAGACCAACUAUCCGAUGCACGGAUAUGGCUGAACAGAGGUUUAACAUAUGAUCAAGACCAAGAAGUGAAUACAUUCGAGACGACAAUUCGAAUGCUAGGCGGACUAUUAUCUGCGCAUUAUCUGUCGAUUCAGUUUCCGCAUGUAUCGUCUCGUCGAGAUUUUGUCUAUUUGCAACAAGCCAUCGAUUUAGCCGACAGACUGCUCAACGCAUACGAGACCCCAUCGGGCAUUCCUUAUUCCAGUGUCAAUAUUGGAAAACGCAAGGGUGUGGUGAAUAUCGCGGAUAAUGGAGCUUCAUCAACUGCUGAAGUGACAACCCUGCAGAUGGAGAUGAAGUAUUUGGCUGAGUUAACUGGGAAUGAGGUCUACUGGCGCAAAGCAGAGCAUAUAAUGAAGAUUGUAGAUGAUCAACGUGUGCGAGAUGGCCUAGUGCCCAUCCAUAUUGAUCCCGAAUCAGGGAAAUUUCAAAAUCAGAAUAUUCGUCUUGGUAGUCGCGGAGAUUCAUAUUAUGAAUAUCUGAUUAAACAAUACCUACACACAUACGGUCACGAACCCAUCUACCGUGAAAUGUGGGAGGAAGCUUUAAAGGGGAUUCAGAAACACCUCAUCACCACAACCAAACAUUCGAAUCUCCAGUUUGUCGCCGAGCUACCUUUCGGCAUUGGUUCGACUCUAACACCAAAGAUGGAUCACCUGGUUUGUUUCCUACCAGGGUCCAUAGCGAUUGGUGUCACCGAAGGAAGAACAGAAGCAGAGGCACGCAAGCUGCCUACAUGGAAUGCACAGAAAGAAAAACAAAUGGAACUUGCUAGAGAGCUCAUGAAAACCUGUUAUGCGAUGUACGCUGUGACUGCUUCAGGUCUCUCAGCUGAGAUCUCAUGGUUCAGGACAGAUCAAGUUGAUCUGAUGUCGUUUGCUGGUUUGAGGUCACGGCCUCGGAGCAGUAAUGACGUGAGGAAAUGGAAGAAGGAUUUCUUUAUUAGUCCUCCCGACGCGCAUAACUUGCAGCGCCCGGAAACGGUUGAAAGUCUGCUCUUGAUGUUUCGAGUCACGGAGGACCCUAUAUACAGACAAUGGGGGCUAAAGGUAUUCAAGGCUUUUCAAAGACAUGCACAAGUUGUUGGGGGUAAAGGGUAUACAUCAUUGAGUGAUGUUACGAAGGAUCCGCCUAUACAGAGUGAUAAUAUGGAAAGCUUUUGGCUGUCCGAGACGUUGAAAUACUUGUAUCUGCUAUUCUCGCCGAAAGAGUAUCUUCCACUUACGGAGAUUGUCUUCAAUACGGAAGCUCAUCCGUUUCCACGGUUGAAGAAUCCUACAUUUCAGACUGGCUGGAGUAGAAAAGAGCGGAAAUAG
Molecule: messenger RNA, 1755 nt
Organism: Penicillium malachiteum
Lineage: Eukaryota; Fungi; Ascomycota; Eurotiomycetes; Eurotiales; Aspergillaceae
Product: glycoside hydrolase family 47 protein
Exons: 4
Coding region: 1-1755 (584 amino acids)
Biological process (GO): carbohydrate metabolic process; N-glycan processing
Cellular component (GO): membrane; endoplasmic reticulum
Molecular function (GO): mannosyl-oligosaccharide 1,2-alpha-mannosidase activity; calcium ion binding
Source: RefSeq, a predicted model, not a curated record